Gavialis gangeticus (Gharial) is the source of this 5110-nucleotide messenger RNA. It is a transcript of the gene ILRUN, whose product is annotated as chromosome unknown C6orf106 homolog. Gene Ontology annotation, biological process: macroautophagy. The transcript is spliced from 5 exons. The coding region runs from base 33 to 908 and encodes 291 amino acids. NCBI's taxonomy places the organism in Eukaryota, Metazoa, Chordata, Crocodylia, Gavialidae. Gene Ontology annotation, molecular function: ubiquitin binding. The record is from RefSeq and is a predicted model, not a curated record. Gene Ontology annotation, cellular component: phagophore assembly site.
GGGGGCGGCGGGGCCUAGCGGGCGGCGGCGUCAUGGAGGGCAUGGACGUGGACCUGGACGCGGAGCUGAUGCAGAAGUUCAGCUGCCUGGGCACCACCGACAAGGACGUGCUCAUCGGCGAGUUCCAGCGCCUGCUCGGCUUCCAGCUCAGCCCGGCCGGCUGCGCCUUCUUCCUCGACAUGACCAACUGGAACUUGCAAGCAGCCAUUGGAGCGUACUACGACUUCGAGAGUCCAAACAUCAAUGUGCCCUCCAUGUCCUUUGUUGAAGACGUCACCAUAGGAGAAGGAGAGUCUAUCCCUCCUGAUACCCAGUUUACAAAAACAUGGAGAAUACAAAACACAGGGACGGAAGCAUGGCCACCAGGGGUUUGUCUAAAGUACGUCGGGGGAGACCAGUUUGGCCACGUAAACAUGGUGAUGGUCAGGUCGCUAGAGCCCCAGGAGAUUGCAGAUGUCAGCGUUCAGAUGUGCAGCCCCAGUGCAGCCGGAAUGUAUCAGGGACAGUGGCGCAUGUGCACCGCCACAGGACUCUAUUAUGGAGAUGUCAUCUGGGUGAUCCUCAGUGUGGAAGUUGGAGGACUUCUAGGAGUAACGCAGCAGCUGUCAUCCUUCGAAACAGAGUUCAACACACAACCGCAUCGCAAGGUAGAAGGAAACUUUAACCCGUUCGCCUCACCACAGAAGAACAGGCAACCAGAUGACAACAACCUAAAAGACCCUGGGGGUUCCGAGUUAGGCACAAUCGGCAAAAACACGUGGGGGCCUGCUCCUGACCAAAUCGAACAAGAUCAGAACGGACUGUCACAAAACUCUGUAAAUCUCUCCCCCAGCAGUCACUCGAACAACUUGUCAGUAGUGACGUACAGUAAGGGUUUCCACGGUCCUUAUCCCUUCGGACAGUCUUAAAAAUCAAAAAACGGGUAUCGACAAGAGGAGAAUUUUAACAACUGACUUACGGGGGCGGGAGGGAGGUUCUAAUGGCUUACUGAAGACGCAGCAUGGACCCCCCCUUCUCUGCCUCCAUGUCCUGGAUAACGAAGAAAACAAUAACUUAAGACUAGUUGUUUCCAGAGGAAAAAACAAAACUAAGUAUGCAUGUGUGAAUGCUGAAUUUUCAGGAGUGCUGUUCAAUGCUACAAGAAAGAAAAUACACCAACACCAUUUUUUUUUUUUAGGAGUCAUUCUCAUGAUUAAUUAGGUAGCUUAAAAGAAGUUUAAACAUUUAAAAUGAAAAAGCCAUCUUUUUAAGAGAAAUUAUUUUGCUUACAAGAACGGUUGUAGUUUGUGCAAAUGUUUAAUUUCUUUGUUUGUUUCCUGUUCAUAUUUUUUUAAAAAUAAGGGACAGCGUGCAUUUUUAUCGAUUUUUGUGCUUGCCUGCUACAGAAUGGGAACUUGCUUAGCAUCUUCUGGGGUUUGUGCUGUGGCUUUGUUUUUUCUAUGUUGGGCAUUUUUUAAUGUAAAUUUGGGUUCACGCCCAGCUCUCUGGAUUUUAAUGACUUCAGCUGUUCUUAGUUAUCUACCUUUUUAAUCUUUUGUUGAUUCUUUUCCCCUUUUGAGGGGUGCUGUUGGUAUUCCACACCUGUCCUUGAAGAUUUAAGUCAACACCAGAUUUCAUUAUCUCAUAAGGAGGAGAGGACUGCAGGACUAAGCUCAGAUAAUAUGGGAGACUCCUCCCAACCCCCUUGAAACUUGAAUACACAAAAUAUAUAAUGAAACAAAUUUAUUAGGAUUCCAAAGCUGGUAGGAUUAUUUUUAAAAUACCAUCUUGUUAACUAUCAAUGUACAGUAGUUGUGCCUAGGACCACCAUGCAAGUGUAUUAGUCUUGUGCCAAGAGGAAGCUAACUUUCUGUAUCUAGUUCACCAGCUAGUAAUUGUAAAGCUUUGCAAAAGUCAUGCUCUUUAGUUUUAAGCCUUCCAUUCUUACCCUUCCAUCUUGUAUUGGUAUAUUUCUAAUUCCUCUUUCUUGUGGUGAAAUGCUAGCUUAGCAGGGAGAGGCCAAGGUGUUUUUGAAUGUAGCGCAAGAAGUGGAAUCAUCAGCUGGAUUCCACGAUGGCAUCUUGCAUUUCUCUCGCCUUUCUCUUGCUGGCCAAUUUAGCUUCUGUGAGGUUUUUCUUUCUAGGUGAGCUCUUCAAGGUUUGUUUUUAGACGAAGGAGAGCUCUUCUGGACGUGAGGGUCACGUAACUGUGGAAUGAUAGCCAUGUAUAAUAGGAUGACACAGACUAAUCCCAUAGGUAGGAAAAGUGACUUGAGUUCUGUGUCAGACUUCCAAGGUGCUGUGGUCACUGUGAGUUGAACUGAAAUGGAAGAGGGUGUGAGGGUACUAUCUACUUUAGAAACUUGAACCAAGCCACAAGAGCCGCCUGCCAAAGAUACACUAAUAUGCAAAACACCCCUCUUAUCGCCAUGUAGUUACCCUAAUCCAAACUGCCAUCUUCUCUUGGUCUGCCCUAGGCUGUUUCCAAGGAGCACUAGUUCCUUGAUUGUGUCAGUGUUUGUUCUUCAUUUAGCCUCCAGCGUCCCUCUUCUCACACCAAGGCAAGCAGGUAGAUUCUGUUAAGGCUAAUGAAUUCCUCAUACCCAGCAGAGAAAGACUUGGGCCUUUGGGGAGAAGCAUGGGGCCUGGCAGUCUUGUGCUUUUGCUGACCACUGGUGGACUUUGUUUGUCUUGUAGAGAUCCUAGUUUGAAGAAUAACUUCCCUGUACGUUUGAAAUCUAAAGAGAGCUCCAAAUGCUGGGAGACGAACUUGUGUAAGAAUUUGCUACUUGGGUGUAAGAAGGGAAGCUUGGAAGACAUCCUGUGUACUGUGAGCCUGUUGCUGAGCCAGCUCUUGUUGCUGAGUUAACCUGGAGGCAUGUGGGGAGGGGAAGGCAGCUUUUUGCUAAAACUGCACGAGUUGAUUAAAUCCAAGUUUCUCCCCCUUGAAUGCAAAUGGAGAAGGUGCACUUGUUCAGCUGCAGUCCUCAUACUCUGUACGUUGUAAAAUUCCUCUUGCCCUGGAUGAGUUGCAGCCUUUGGACAGGUGAGUAAAGGGAGAGAUUUACAUCAUCCUGACCCUGUGGGUGAAUGGAUCUUUUCUUCCCAGCUUGGCCUGGUGGAGUUGGUUGUGACAAGCCUGCUAGGCAUUGAGCCUGUGCCCUCCAGUACCUCAUGUGCACGACUACUGUGUGUCCCUUCUAAAGCGGGGGGAAGAGGCCAGGGGAUUGCUGUGUAGUCCAGCUGAUGAGGCUGCCCCUUGGCCUCUUCAGUUCAGCCUUAUCUGGCUGUUGUGUAGACUGAGGUGAAAGUGAGCCCUGGGUCACUGACACCUGCUGCUGCCACACUUGGAACCCUGCAGACCUCAUAUGGGCAGGGGAAGUUGUCACCUUCGGGCCUGACUUCAUUUUCCCUUCUGCUCCCAGGUACACACACUUGAUGCAUUUAGAAAUGACUACCAUGUGUAUGUCCACGUUUUUCCACUGCAAAGAUUCCUUUUCCAGGAGUCACGUGGCGUGCACCCUGGUACUGGCCUUUCUUAGUCGGAGGGCAUGCCGAUUUUGCACAGCUUUGAAUACAGUCUCCUUUCUCCCCUUCAGUCUAACAGCACUCUUGUCACCGGGUUGCUCACUCCAGGGUGCGAGGGAAGUCACUGUCAGACUUGCCUUGCAGCUGCAGAAAACCAGCCUCUUGAUACUCAUGUAUUACAGCUGUUCCCCAGGAAACCCUCUUGAGCAUAAACACAAUCCUUUUCUAUGGGGAUGAUCAUUAUAUCACUAGUGACAAAACGCUAUAACUGUUUGAGGGUGUUGGUUAGUUGAAUAACCCCUGCUGUAACAGUGGGAGAAUGUUUAAAUUGCUGGUGAUUCUGCCUCUUUUCCCUCCUCAUCUCUCCAGUGAGACCUGCUUUGAUGUCAGCAGUGGUUUAUGUCCUCAAGUUCCCUAGUACUCAGAAAUGCUAGCAGUCUCCAGAUACAACUUGCCAUUCAGUUUGCAGUAGUUCUUAAAUGAAGAGUUUUGAGGAUGGUUAGCAAACUCUUUCCGGAUAACAGCGAGAGCAGCAAUUGCACUGGUUUUGUAGAGCAGGCACGUUUGAACUUGGGAGUCCAGAGUGAGGCAUUUAAACCAAAAAAUGACCUAAAUUUCCAGAAGCGCUCAAUACCUAAGUUUUCUCAUAGACUUUGAUGGGAAGGUGUGGGUGCAGCAGUUAUGUAAGCUAGGCUGAAUGUGUUGUACUGACUUCUGGGAUUGUCAGGAAACGAUUUGUCAGCUGAGCCCACUGGACAAGGAAAGGCCAAAUGAAGUUUGCUUCAUGCAGCGUUUCCUCAAGCGGGUUCCCUGAUUUGGGAGGCAAAGGAGCUGGUGGUACCCAGUGGUAUGAGAGAGACUGUGGCUAUAGAUAGGCUGUACCAGGACAAUUUUCUUUGUUUCUCUAGAGGCAACUUUUUUUUUUUCUUUAGAGGCAAUGAUCUUGGAAGUCGUGAAAUGAGGUAGGGGGUUGGGACCUUUUAAGCCAGGAAUUUCCCAUUUCCAACAAUUACCUUUCUUUCAUGGAUCCUUGAGCUUAGCAUCAGCUGUUUGGGUCAGGAAAUGCCUCAAAAUCUUCUGUAUCUGAGAAUGUGACUGAAACUGGGGCUACAAAAGCAUCCUGUCCCACUGCUGAGAAAGCCAGGGAUGAGCACUGGAGCCCUUCUUGCUGGUAAUGUGCUCCAUACCUGGGAACAGGUGACCCACCUGCUUUGGCCAGCCUGGGACUCUGGUGCUUUGUGUUUCAGGAGGACCACCCUGAAUCCUCCAGAGCUUGGAAGAUACCUGUUGCUCCCCAAGAGGGGAAGCAGAAACAGUCCCAGAGCCUGUGGGUGUGAGUGGCUGGUGUUGGCAGGGCUGAGAAAUGCACGCUGUCCCGUGUCUGGGUUUCCGUUGUGUUUUUUUUUUUUCCUGUGUGAGUGAGUGGUUGGUUCUGCGGCCUGUCUUUUAUUCUCUCUGUGGGGAGUGCAUGUGUAGAGCAGGAUGGUGUGUUGCCGCAUUGGGUCUGGGAGAAGUCGUACAAGAGCACAUUGAGGGUUAAAAGGAAGCUGUUCCCUUUAUGUAUAAAUGAAUAUUUGUAUGAUUAAAUUAACACAGGAAAACAU